AAUGAUAACAACUGGUUUGGUUCUUGGUUAAAUGCUGCAAAGAAUAAGGGUUCAGAAGUUUUGGAGUUCGUAAAAAAAGAUUUGGAAGAAUUUGGAUCUGCUGUUAAAAAUGAAGCUACUAAUGUGGUAUCAUCUACAGGAGCUGUACUCGAAAAAACACUUAGUUUGGAUUCUCCAUCUUCUACCGCUAGUAAUAUGAAAAGAAGUUUUAGCUCAUUCCUUGGUCAAAUGAAUAAUGUAUUGAACCCUAGUCCAGAUGAUUCUGAUGCAGAAAUGUUGAUAGUCGAAAAUUCAGAAACAGUUACUUUAAAUAAAUUUCAGAAAGCUCUAUACGAACUACAGAAGGAUCCCGUCACAUAUUUGGAAGAUCCAGAUGAGAGUUUACGAAAACAGUAUAAUUGUUGGCUAGAAAUAAUAGAUGACCAGUUAAACGACGAUAGAAUAGCUAAACACGUAAAUAGCUCAGAGAUUUUAAAGAAACAUUAUGCUAAAUUAGUUCCUGACAUCGUAGAACAUCAAGUUUUCUGGAAAAGGUAUUUAUUUAAAAAAGCCUUACUAGAAGACGAUCUUGCGAGACAAGAAGCAUUAGAAAAAAGGGAACAGAAAGAAAAACAAGCUACGGAAGAAAAUCUCAAGUGGGAGCAAGAUUUUGCCGCAGACAUAGAACUUACAGAAGAGCAACAGAUAGAACUUUUGGAACAGUAUGAAAACGAGCGAAAGGGUAGUCAAAUGUCUUCGCAACAACCAAUAGGAGAAACAGUCGUUUUUAAACAGGACUCCCCUAAGAGGAAAAACAAAGGAUCCAAACGAAAGCCGACUACAGAAACCCAAAACACACAGGCCGCUACCCCAAAGGAAAACGAUUUAAGCGCAAGUAUAACCAGCACCCCAAGUAGCAACAGCAGCCUAGAUUUGGAUUGGGAAAAAAUCAGUGAUACAGAAAAGUAACUUUAGAGUAA
Diabrotica balteata is the source of this 959-nucleotide messenger RNA. The record is from the annotation of a GenBank genome assembly. NCBI's taxonomy places the organism in Eukaryota, Metazoa, Arthropoda, Insecta, Coleoptera, Chrysomelidae.